AUGGAAUGCGCUGAUUUUUUGGAAUUUCAGGAUGCUCUUAAGAAAAUGAGAGAUCUGGAUGAUAAAAUAGUAUAUGCCUUAAAUGUGAACAUACCAACACCUUCCUUUAGGGGUGAAAUUGAUCCAACACAAAAUUGUAAACAAUUAUAUAAUGAUUUAAAAACUAAUUAUGAUAAACGUGAACAGUCUAUAAGACAAUGUAUAAAUGUUACAUCGGAUAAAAUUAAUGAACUCAAAAGAAAGAAAGAGAGUGGUGAUGAUUUGGGAGUUAAUAAGCUACUAAGUAAGGAACAAACUAAGUUACGUAUGCUGAAAAAUGAACUUUUUGUGGAAGAAGUUGUGAAAGAUCGGUCAUUAAAAAUAUACCAUGAGCGGUGUAGGGAAUAUUUCAAACCUACAGACUACAGUGUGUAG
Molecule: messenger RNA, 414 nt
Organism: Nezara viridula (southern green stink bug)
Lineage: Eukaryota; Metazoa; Arthropoda; Insecta; Hemiptera; Pentatomidae
Source: the annotation of a GenBank genome assembly